AUGGGGAUUUUGCUGGAUCCAAAAAUUCGAGACAAUGCGCUCCUGCCCAUUUUCGUCGUGGUCGUCCUGACUUCCAUGAUCAGAUCAAGCUUGAUGAUUCUCUUCAAGUCUGACCCGAAGGUGGAUGUCAAGGAGGUUAAGACUCAAAGUAUGCUGGGACGGUGCAAGAUGCUGCGUGCUGCAUCUCAUUUCUUGACCGAAAAGGCUUUCAAGUCACGAAAGGCCUACUUUGUGAAGAAAGAUGUGGGAGUGCUCGUGAAGUCUGUCCCAAAGGCAAAAGACCCCAUGGAGGCGUUGUCAGGAGGAUCUGAUCCAAUGGCUGCUAUGGGGAUGAUGAAGGGUCAGAUGGUUUUCAUGGUGUCUCAAGGGCUGCUGGCAUACUGGGUUUCACACCUGUUCUCUGGCUUCCUGGUGGCCAAGACUCCUUUUCCUUUGACAUUCCAGUUCAAGGGCAUGUUGCAGCGAGGGGUCGAGGUGACAUCACUGGAGCCUGGCUAUGUUUCCUCUCUGUGCUGGUACAUGUUUGUCAUGAUGAGCAGUCAUAGCUUGAUUGGACUAGUCCAAUCAUUUUUCACGAAGUCGGACGUUGAAGCAGAGGACCCCAUGAUGGCGAUGAUGGGAACUAUGGGUGGAGCACCAAUGAUGCCGGGUGGAGGGCCAGAUCCAGCGAAGACCUACAAGGCUGAGCAGGAUAACUUGGAAAUGAUCUUGCAUGAAUUCGUGCUGGAGAACGUUGAAACUGAGCUUUGGCGGAAGUGGAAGAAUCAGAUCCCACACUUAGAGCAGAGUUUUCCUGUCCUAUUGCUGGUAUUACUCAGGCUUGAUGAAGCUCAUUUGAAUCAGCUCGAUACAGUACUGCAUAGCCUGGCAACCGAUGGCAUGGGUGUCGUUCCCACGGACACCCAGAACGCAUACGUUACUGCGAUGAGCAGCAAGCGUGGAACGCAGCGUAUUUACAACAUCAAGGGUGUCGCAGACCAGCGGAAGCCCUUGAGCUUGUUGUGUUCGGACCUUUCAAUGGCCUCGCGCUACUGUGACAUGACGGCCAUUCCGCGGCGCUGGUUUCAAGCUCUGAAGACAUGUCUUCCAGGACCCUACACCUUCAUUCUGAGGGCAUCGGCAGAAGUGCCAAGAGUCGUCCUCGAGCACAAAGCCCACUCUAAGAUUUGGAAGAGACGAGAAGUUGGAAUCAGAGUUCCGGAUCACCCAGUUGUCAAGCAUUUGGUUCAAGAUUUGGAUGCGCCCUUGCUUUCUUCGUCAGCUCCAGCAGAUGCUUGGGACAUCUGGGAACAACACAAAUCGAAGCUCGACUUUGUUGUUGCUGCACCAGCAGAAGACUGGCAAGAGAUACAAGAGGGUGCUUCUACAGUGCUGGACUUGACAAUGGAAGAGCCAGUGCUGCGACGUCAGGGUCUUGGAGAUGUUUCUGCCUUUGAGGGUGUCAUCGAGGCAAGUGUUGCUUCGUGA
This is a messenger RNA of Effrenium voratum, 1467 nucleotides long. The record is from the annotation of a GenBank genome assembly. NCBI's taxonomy places the organism in Eukaryota, Dinophyceae, Suessiales, Symbiodiniaceae.